ACAAAAGCAUCGUGGUUGGAUUAGAUGAAGCGCUUCCCCGGGCGCAAUUGAAAAGCUACAUUUGCCCUCGAUGAAAAAGUCGAAGCGCGUUCACAAUAUGGUUAUCAAUCGAAGCACGAAGAAAUGGCCACUCGUCGCAUCACUCGAACCAAGCCCUGUCGCCGCCGACCGAGUGCAGAAAGAACGACCCACGUAUGGCAAGACUUGAGCCUCGCUCCGUCUCACUCUACCGCUGGCAAGUCAACGGGGGGCACUGCCGUAGUCGCCGCCGAUGCUGCUCCGUUCCGCUCGCUGCUAUCGUUUCGGAUGCCAUUUGCUGACAUCGCGCCGCACCGCAAAAGAAAACGCAGCAAGCAAAUGAACGAAAACGAGACAUAUCGAACAUUAACCGUGCACGCACACACCCCAAUUGUCCCGUAUCUAAACACAAUGAUAAUUACACGGCGGCACCCAACACACGCUCGGCCGUAG
This is a messenger RNA of Hermetia illucens (black soldier fly), 471 nucleotides long. RefSeq lists its product as uncharacterized. Bases 124 to 471 code for a protein of 115 amino acids. The transcript has 2 exons. The record is from RefSeq and is a predicted model, not a curated record. Lineage: Eukaryota; Metazoa; Arthropoda; Insecta; Diptera; Stratiomyidae.